Messenger RNA from Cheilinus undulatus (humphead wrasse), 2513 nucleotides. Its product is annotated as BTG3 associated nuclear protein. Gene Ontology annotation, molecular function: DNA binding. NCBI's taxonomy places the organism in Eukaryota, Metazoa, Chordata, Actinopteri, Labriformes, Labridae. The transcript has 13 exons. The coding region runs from base 103 to 1626 and encodes 507 amino acids. The record is from RefSeq and is a predicted model, not a curated record. Gene Ontology annotation, biological process: protein localization to nucleus; negative regulation of protein catabolic process.
GAGUAACACACCAAGGCGAAGGCUCAUCUCUCGCGAGGAACGACGCCGUUAUCGGAAUCUCUACAAACAACACGAGAAUUCAUCAUUCACAUGUUUUGAACAAUGUCUGAACAAGAGUUGGAUGAGAUUGUGCAGAUAACUGUUGAAGAUUUCAAUCAGGAUGCCCAAACUGAAAUGCUGGACAAUCAUGACGAGGAUGAGGAAAGGCCUCACAAGAAAAGAAGAAAGUUGAGCAGCGGUCUGGAGAAUCAUAACAUUAACCAGGACGUAUCUUUUAUUAAGAAUCUGUUGGUGUCAUUCACUGCAUCUAUCAGCCAGCGAUUAGAGGGAAUUGAGUCAAAGUUACAAGCUCUGGAUGCAACAUGCAAAGCCCUUGGACGCAAACUGGACAGCAUGAUGCCUUGUGCAAAAAGCCCCAUCCAGGUCCCUAUGGUUGCAGGGUCUCCUCAGGGUGCCACUCAGACUUGGAACAAAGUGCGAUGUGUUGUUCCAGAAACAAAUGUGAUAGUGAGCAGUGAACAGUCAAAGAGUGCUAGCCAAGAAGACACCCCUCUGGAGAAUUUGCUCAGCAAUGUGUCCAGGAGGCGGCAGAACACAAUCUUAGUAAAAGUUCCUGGUCCUGAAGAGAGCCAGGAAGACCAAGAGAGCGGCUCAGAGGCCAGUGACUCUGUUUCCAACAGUGGAAAUUCUAGCAACACGCCAAAUGUUACACUGAUCACACUGAAUUCAGAAGAGGAUUACCCAGCAGGCACGUGGUUAGGAGAUGAAAACAACCCAGAGAUGCGAGUUCGUUGCCCAGUGUCUCCAGCUGACAUGAUUCACAUCACCUCAAAUUGCCGCACAGCAGAGAAAAUGGCCCUGACACUGCUGGACUACCUGUUCCACCGGGAGGUCCAGGCCAUGUCAAACCUCUCCGGUCAGGGCAAACACGGGAAGAAGCAGCUAGACCCGCUCAUGAUCUAUGGCAUUCGCUGUCACUUGUUCCACAAAUUUGGCAUCUCUGAAUCAGAUUGGUACCGUAUCAAGCAAAGCAUCGACUCCAAGUGUCGCACUGCGUGGAGACGUAAACAACGUGGCCAGAGUUUGGCUGUCAAGAGCUUCUCCAAACGCACACCUCGCACAUCUUCAGAAGGAAGCGUUGCAGAAGAAUCAGCCCACAUUGAGACCCCUGCUCCGCAGACGUUGCACUACACACUCGCCAACCAGCAGGUCCAGUUCCACCGAAUUGGUGAGGAUGGACAAGUUCAGGUGAUUCCACAGGGUCAGCUGCACAUCGCCCAGGUACCUCAAGGAGAAGAAGUACAGAUCACACAGGACAGUGAGGGAAACCUUCAGAUCCACCAGGUACAUGUUGGCCAGGAUGGGCAGGUGUUGCGUGGGGCCCAGCUCAUAGCUGUGGCGUCAGCUGAUGGCGGAGCUACAGCAGUGGAAGGCUCCUCUCUCCCCCCUGACAUCCAAGUGCAGUACGUUCAACUAGCCCCUGUUGCAGAUCACACAGCUGCUGUACAGGCUGCUGAACUGGCCCCGGCCCUUCAGGCAGACAUGGAAGUGAAAGAGGCCAUCCAGGGAGCCAUCCAGGGUGAGAAUGGUGAGGUGGUGCAGAUUGUCACGUCCGUGGCCACCUGAGGACCCCAUUUGAUUCGACAUUCUGCGUUACAUCACUUACCAGUCGAUUGAACAUCAAGAGGUCAACAACUGCUUACUGUCUGAAAAGCAAUCAAGUCUGAAUGCUUUUUUAACGAACACUGAUGAAACACAGGGAAGAAGCCUUUUUUAUUUCCCCCUUCAAACAGUUGCCAACCAGAUUUAACCAUGUGAACAGAGAACUUAAAAGACCCUGAUAGGAUGAAAUCAGCUGUGGUCUCUCUGUUGUUUUCACCACUUGAAGGACCUGGCCCACCACAGAAUACACAUCGGGAUUAUAAUCUAUCCAGGGAGGAUAGUGCUUAGGCAGACCUUCACCCUGCCACUUCAUCAACAGAGGUGCUUGUUUACAUCAACCUUGGAAAACAGUGGAGACACUUGGAGUAAAGCUGCUUGGCUAACUCCCUAAAAGCCCCCAUGAGGGGUCUGUAAAACCCCUGAAUCCCACCUCAAACAAACAGUGCUGUGCUUUUUUUUUCCUCGUGUCACGAUGAACUGCAGUGGAAAGUAGAUUUAGCUGAGGACAACGACUCUUGGCUGAAACUAAUCUGGUUCACUGUCACUCUCCAUGAUUUGGUCCAUACUGCAUCUCCCAGCUGUGAUCCCUGCUUUUCUUUACUUUCCUCAGCUUGUUUUCCACCCAGCUUUGUUUGUUUGUUUGAUUUAUGUAAUUGCAGCAUAGCAAAAAUACUUGCAGGGCUUUAAUUUUGGAGGUAGAAGACCAUGAAAUAGAAGAGAUGGUGCCAGUGGUAGACAGUACCAGUUGCUUGUAGAAUACCAAGGAAGCCCUGAAGUUGUUUAUUUCCCCAUUUUGUGUCUGUGAAAGAUACAUUCAUGUGAAUAAAACAUGUUUGUGGUUGCCAUAAAAA